AUGGCAGGAAGCGAUGUUGUGGUGCUGAAGGAGUUCUUAUGUUUGUUGAUCCAGGUGAAGUUUAUAGAGAUUUACUCAUCAGAGAAAGAUGACAGAACGAUACAACAUGGUCUUCUACCCAUUCAAAGUCCCCAGCAUGGGCACUAUACUGUGGUGGUUAAGAAUGAUGAUGCUAACCAAGUCCUGAAAUGCCUGGACCAGCUGAAAUGCCACUUUACAUGGGAGCUAGCAAUUGGAAAGGCUGAAAUAUCAGAUUUAGAAAGCAGAAUUUUGGAAGAGAUUGAAUUCCUGGACACCAAGUACAAUGUGGGAAUUCGCAACCUACAGGCCUACGUGGAACACCUCAAGGGCCACAAUGACAAAGCUCUAAAGAGCCUGGAAGAUGCUGAAAGGCUGAUCCAAAAAGAACAUGCUGACCAGUCUGACAUGAAAAGCCUGGUGACCUGGGGCAACUAUGCCUGGGUGUGUUACCACUUGGGAAGGUUGGCAGAUGCCAGGAUGUACCUGGACAAAGUAGAAAACACUUGCAAGAAGCUUUUGAGUCCCUUCCGCUUUCAGAUGGCAUGCCCUGAGGUGGACUGUGAGGAAGGAUGGGCCUUGCUGAAGUGUGGAGGAAAGCAUUGUGAGCGGGCUUUAAAAUGCUUUCAAAGUGCCUUGGAAAUGGAGCCUGAAAACCCUGAGUUCAACACUGGGUAUGCCAUCACCGCCUAUCGCCUGGAGAACUCUAACAGGUACAAGAAUGAGAGAGUGUCCUCCCUGGACUCCCUGCGAAAGGCUGUGAGGCUGAAUCCUGAAGAUGCAUACAUCAAGGUCCUCCUUGCUCUGAGACUUCAGGAUGAAGGGCAGGAGAAGGAAGGGAAGAAAUACAUUGAAGAAGUUCUGAACCUCAAAUCCUCCCAGAUGUACAUUUUUCGCUAUGUAGCCAUGUUUUAUCGAAAAGCACGCUGCAUGGAUAAAGCCAUUGAACUCCUUCAAAAGGCCUUGCAGGCAAUGCCCAACUCCACUGUCCUGAACCAUCAGAUAGGGCUUUGCUACAGAGACAAACUAGUCCAGAUAAAGGUAGCCACUAACAUGCAGCCUGUAGGCCGGGAUAGAGAGGAGAUUGACAGAUAUGCAGAAUUAGCCAUAUUGCAUUUUAAACUGGCUGUAAAACAAAAGCCCACAUUUGAUAUUGUUCUUCUACACCUGGCGCUUGUUUAUAUUGAAGUAGGAAAGUAUGACGAAGCUGAAGACAAUUUUAAGAAAUUGUUUUCCAUGACACCAAUUGAGGAAAGCACGCUACAAAAGGCACAUUUCUACUAUGGCAGAUUUCAGGGAUAUCAAAAGAAUUCAAUCACAGAUGCCAUUAAGCAUUAUUUAAAAGCAACACAAAUAGGAGAGCCAUCAUUUAUAACAGACCAAAGUAUUAAUUCUUUGAAGAAAUUGGCUUUAAGGAAACUUCAGAGAAAUGAAUUUGACAAGGAAGCCCUGAGCCUCCUAGAGUAUGUCCACAAACUGGAAGGGGAAGCGCAGGCAGCUGGGGGACACCACGAGCAGGCCUGA
Octodon degus (degu) is the source of this 1542-nucleotide messenger RNA. Its product is annotated as interferon-induced protein with tetratricopeptide repeats 1-like. Gene Ontology annotation, cellular component: cytosol. The transcript is spliced from 2 exons. The record is from RefSeq and is a predicted model, not a curated record. Gene Ontology annotation, biological process: defense response to virus. NCBI's taxonomy places the organism in Eukaryota, Metazoa, Chordata, Mammalia, Rodentia, Octodontidae. Gene Ontology annotation, molecular function: RNA binding; protein binding. Bases 1 to 1542 code for a protein of 513 amino acids.